AUGGCCUCAACUAGUGGUCCUGUAACUAGCACUACUACGGCUUCGACUAGUGGGCUUGAAACAAGCACAACUAGUGCUUCAGCUAGUGGUUCCGUGACUAGCACUACUACAUCCUCUUCAUCUGGCCAGUGUUCGGGUGACUUCUGUGUUGCUGAUAGGACGACGUUCCCUAACCUCCUCCCGGUGGGCCAAAUAACUACCGAGUCCUUCAGUUUCACUGACCAUGGUGCAUGGUACCUAGCUGGUUACUCUAGUGAUGAUGGUAUCCGUAUGCUUUGGAGACUCAAAUGCAACCAAUGGUUACCUGUUGCCGAGAAGACCCUUUCUAAUAUCGAGGCUUCGGGCAACGAUAUGUUCGUGUUUGGCAUCAGCGAGGGUGAAGUUGGUGCUUUCUACCCGAAGAAUCACAAUGCUUAUCGUAUAAUCGCUCCGGCGGAUCCUUCCAAGGAGUAUACUGGAGUCACCUUUGAUCAACAGUCGAAUCUUCUAUACGUUACCGAGAAGGCUACUGGGCAGAUCGCUCGGUUCAUAAGUCAGGGAGGCGUGUGGACUCCAAUAGCCCCCUUGAGUGGUUCGGGUGUUCUUAUUGAGCCUACUAUUCUGCGCUUCACACUCGGUAAACUUUAUGUUAGAAUGAAUGGCGGCGUUGCCUAUGCUACGAUGGAUGGGUCUGUGGAUCCUCAGUGGACUUUCAUUCCACUGGAUAUUCAAGGUGACGAAAGCUUUACUGCGGCUCCAGAUGGCUACCUCUACUACCGUAAAUCCAUCGAUUCGGUCUACCGCCUUCCGCUAGAUGAUCUAGCUGGCUCGGGUGAGCUUUACGCUGGUGGGUGUGGCUGUGGUCUGGCGCCUAAUCAAAUAUGUACAUCGGGCAACGGCAACCUUGUGAACUUCAAGCCCACUGGAGGCAUUGUCAUGCAAGACUACUUUGAAGGACCUGACUUCCGCUUCCUCAACUGGUGUGGAGAUUUCUGUUCUACUACCACUAGUGGUCCUGUGACUAGCACUACCACUGUCUCACCUACUGGUCCUGUGACUAGCACUACUACCACUCCAGCUAGUGGUCCUGUGACUA
Perkinsus marinus ATCC 50983 is the source of this 1075-nucleotide messenger RNA. RefSeq lists its product as hypothetical. The annotation marks the transcript as partial. The record is from RefSeq and is a predicted model, not a curated record. The transcript has a single exon. NCBI's taxonomy places the organism in Eukaryota, Perkinsozoa, Perkinsida, Perkinsidae.